AUGUCAGAGUCUCCAGCACUUGUCGCAGACAACACUACCCCGCGCCCAAGGUCGUCGAGACGCGGAGGUAGAGGUCGUGGCGGCGGUAGAAGUGGCUCUCACAGACCUGCAUCGCAGACCCAGACACAAACACAAUCGCUAUCAUCAGAACAAGCACAGUCGACUAUUGACGCUUCGUCGCAACAAAACGACUCUCCUGCGACACAGACCGCAUCCGACGCGCCCCGUCCGCCACGAGGUCCGAGAGGGGCCUCGAGAGGGGCCAGAAGAGGGGCGAGAGGCGCAGGCACACAGUCAGGCGCAGUCGGCGCUGGAGGGCGGAGAUUCGAGGGUCGACUGACAAAACCGGAGCAAUCUCCAGAGGAAGGCCAAGAUGCUGGAAGCCAGAGCGCAGGCGCGGAGGACAUUGCAGGGUUGAGAGCGAAUGCGCCAGCAUUUGUUCCGGGAGGACCAGCCGAAGAAGCACCUCGGGAUACCGGUCGUGCUCGGGGAAAUGCAAAAGGCAAGUCGAAAGCGAAGAGCUCAACUCAGUCUCGAUCAGCGCCCCUUGCCCCUCCAGCACCCAAGAUUACGACGAAAUCAUCGGCACCGGAUAUCGCAACCCGCAUCCACGAAGAUAUCGCCCACAAUCUCUACGAAUGUCCGAUUUGUACAGCCGAGCUAGGAAAGCGGUCUCGUGUUUGGUCUUGCGGUCUGUGUUGGACGGUUUUCCAUUUGAGUUGUGUGAAGAAAUGGUCGAGAAACGAAGGUGCAGCUGCUCAGGAUGCGGCGCGUCGCCGGGGUGAGGAGGGGGAAAGCAGCGCUCCACGUGCUUGGCGCUGUCCUGGUUGCAAUCUGCCCCAUGAAGUUUUCCCUUCCUCUUACACUUGUUGGUGCGAAAAGGAGGUAGACCCGCGCUCAUUUCCAGGUCUCCCGCCUCAUUCAUGUGGACAGACUUGCGCGCGAUCGCGCAAAGGCUGUCCGCACCCUUGCGAUGCAACGUGCCAUGCUGGUCCAUGCGCCCCUUGUACUGCUAUGGGCCCGACCCAGGAUUGUUUUUGCGGGAGGAACUCAUCUACGAAGCGUUGUCAGGAUACAGACUACGACAAUGGUUGGAGUUGCGGGGAGAUAUGUGGCGACCUGCUGCCUUGUGGUGAGCAUACCUGCCCCCGCCCGUGCCAUGAGGGCCUUUGUGGUUCCUGCGAGGUCAAGGUCGAUGCACGCUGCUACUGCGGGAAAACACGGUCUGAAAUGCUGUGCAGUUCUAAAGAUGAAGAAAUGGACAGUGAAAUGCUGCGCAGUAAUGAAGGUGAAAGUGGAGAGGGCAUAGAGGAAUGGGUCGGUUGUUUCAGCUGUGGUGACCAGUGCGAUCGACUGUUCGACUGCGGCAAACACUCGUGUCAAAAGUCUUGCCAUGCCCAGGAUGCGCAUCCAGCUCAUUGUCCCAGAUCGCCCGAUGUGGUUCUUUCCUGUCCCUGCGGAAAGACUCCUUUGACCGAAGUGGCGGGUUAUUCGCCACGAAUCACUUGUGAGGAUCCAAUUCCGAAUUGUACUAAGCCUUGCGGGAAAUCCUUGCCUUGCGGGCAUCCUUGCCAGCAGAUCUGCCAUACAGAUUCUUGUGGCCCCUGUCUGCAGAAAGUUACGAUCCAUUGUCGCUGCGGGCGCAAUGAUUUUCGGACGACUUGUUUCUCGGGUGAAUUUGAGCCACCUCAGUGUUUCCGCAUCUGUAAAGCUGGCUUGCACUGCGGUCGCCAUGCGUGCGCCGAGCGGUGUUGCCCAGGCGAACAGAAGGCAAUUGAGCGCCAGGCUAUACGCAGAAAGCUCAAAUCCCAUCUUCGACCUAGCGACGAGGAUUUUGAGGCUGAGCAUAUCUGUACCCGGGUAUGUGGUCGCAUGCUGAAAUGCGGACGGCACACAUGCCCGGAGAUUUGUCACAAAGGGCCUUGCAACACUUGCAGAGAAGCAAUAUUUGAGGAGAUCCCGUGUAACUGCGGUCGAUCUGUCUUGUACCCGCCUCUGCCUUGUGGGACACAGCCUCCAGCUUGCUCAUAUCCCUGUGAGCGCGUCAAACCGUGUGGUCACCCGCAGACGCCUCAUAACUGCCAUACGGACGAUGAAAAUUGCCCGAAAUGCCCGUUCUUGACAGAAAAGUCGUGUUUAUGUGGCAAGCGCGUGCUAAAGAAUCAACCUUGUUGGCUCACAGAUGCGCGAUGCGGACAGAUCUGUGGCAAGCUUCUUAAUUGUGGUUCUCACACCUGUAAGAAGAACUGUCAUCGACCGGGUGAUUGCGAGGAUGCUGCCCAGCCCUGUCAGCAAGCCUGCGGAAAGACCAAAUCGUUGUGUGGUCACCCUUGUACUGAACCGUGUCACGCACCUUAUCCAUGCUCCGAGAAGACGCCUUGUUCAUCCACGGUCACAGUGACAUGUAGCUGUGGACGACUUCGUCAGGAGCGGCGUUGCAACGCAGCCAAGGCUGUUGUCACCAAGGGCCAUCUUCAACAAGCACAGCGACUUCCGUCAGCGUCAUCAUUGGCAUGUGACGAAGAAUGCGCCCGCCUUGAGCGAAAUCGUUCUCUGGCGUCCGCGCUUGGCGUUGAUAUCAACCCAGCGACAACUGUUUCUCAGACUCUCACGUCCACCAACCUACCUUAUUCUUCCGAGACCCUCGACAUUUACCUCCAGCUUUCAUCGUCGUAUCCUCUCUCUACUCUUCUAUCCUACGAAUCGACCCUCCACGCCCUCGCUGCAAACAAGAAUCCGGCAACUCGCUCCACCCGCUUCCAACCCGCCAAAUCUCCCCUCCGCGCCUUUGCUCACUCCCUGGCCGCUGAUUGGGGAUUUGCUAGCGAGAGCUUCGAUCCGGAACCCCAUCGCCAUGUCUUCGUCCUCAAGCCCACAAGCUGGACUCCCCCGCUUCUGGGCAUGGGCAACGGCACCACCAUUGGUAUCGGCGGUAUGAGCGUUGGUGAAUGUGUGAAGUUACGUGAUCGUCAACGCCUCAAGGAACAGGAAGAGCAACGUCUCGCUGCAGCAGAAGCAAAAUCCCAGCGUGAAGCCGUACGGGCCCAGCAGAAUGCGAGCGGCGAGGGCGGCUGGGCUCAGGUCGCGGCUUCGAAGAGAAGCAACGGCCUUGGUAGUCCCUGGUCCACGACUAUGUAUGCUGCCCUUGCGGGAGAUGACAGUAGUGCUGCGUGGGAUGCCCCCCUACCGCCUCAAUCUCAACCCAAAAAGGAAAAAUUAGUGUUGCGGUCAGGUGUGAGGCAAUUAAGGAGUUCAAGCUCCGUCGCUGAUCCGAGCUAUAGCGAGCCAGUGCGGGAUUCCAAAAAGUUGGACGGGGAAAAGGAUGCCUGAUUCAUUGGAACAAGGCCUCGUAUGUCGAUAAAAGAGCGUUGAGUAUGGUUUAUAUUCUUUACACUCCAUAUGGAAUCUCUGAAAGACGGUCUUCCUUACGGAGUUCGACUUGUUGCCCAGUAUCAAAAUACUGUUCUUCACUUCAAUCGCUUUGGCGGACGACUCUAAUGCUUGUUACUGCUUAUGGUUCAUGUUCCUGCUGUGGUUAGCGUGCAUACUGGUCUGCCGUGUGUUUCUACUGUUAAGAAAAAUGCUCAUAGAAUUGGAAUGGAUAAUCCCGGGCCCCU
This is a messenger RNA of Aspergillus homomorphus CBS 101889, 3617 nucleotides long. Its product is annotated as putative NF-X1 finger transcription factor. The transcript is spliced from 3 exons. NCBI's taxonomy places the organism in Eukaryota, Fungi, Ascomycota, Eurotiomycetes, Eurotiales, Aspergillaceae. The record is from RefSeq and is a predicted model, not a curated record. Bases 1 to 3330 code for a protein of 1109 amino acids. Gene Ontology annotation, cellular component: nucleus. Gene Ontology annotation, molecular function: RNA polymerase II transcription regulatory region sequence-specific DNA binding; zinc ion binding; DNA-binding transcription factor activity, RNA polymerase II-specific. Gene Ontology annotation, biological process: negative regulation of transcription by RNA polymerase II.